Molecule: messenger RNA, 258 nt
Organism: Staurois parvus
Lineage: Eukaryota; Metazoa; Chordata; Amphibia; Anura; Ranidae
Source: the annotation of a GenBank genome assembly
CGGUCAUGUGAUCACCUGUGUCCAAUCACAGCUGAUCACUGAUGAUCAGUGUGGCCCCAGAAGUGCCACCUGUCAGUGCUCAUCAGUGCCAUGUGCCAGUGCCCAUCAGUGCCACAUCAAUGCCCAUCUGAGCUGCUUUUCAAUGUCACCCAUCAGUGCCAGUCAGUGCUGCCAAUCAGUGCCACCUAUCAGUGCCAGUCAGUGCCAUAUAUCAGUGUCAUGUAUCAGUGCUGCCUUUCAGUGCCCAUCAGUGAUGCC